Messenger RNA from Sitophilus oryzae (rice weevil), 1736 nucleotides. RefSeq names its product transmembrane protein 59-like. Lineage: Eukaryota; Metazoa; Arthropoda; Insecta; Coleoptera; Curculionidae. Bases 189 to 1013 code for a protein of 274 amino acids. The record is from RefSeq and is a predicted model, not a curated record. The transcript has 6 exons.
UUGUUUACAAUUUUGACAGCUUUGUCAAAUCGAAAAAAUUAUCCUGAAAAAUUUCCUUUUAAAAUAUAUAAAAAGCGGUAUUUUUUACAUAAACACACUAUAAUUUUGAUAUAAACUUAUAUAUUUUAUUGGUAUUAACAAGUACAGGUAGUUUAAGAACAAUAUAAAGGAUUGGUACACAAAGAACAAUGAAGUUUUAUGUGGUUUGGUCAAUAUUAAGUUUAGUACCCUAUAGUUUUGGUUUUUUGCAAGAUAAAUGUAUAAGUUUGUGCGAAAAAGAAAAAUUACCCGCUCUUGAACCGAAUACAUUUGAAAGAGUUGUCUGUCAAACAGGAUGCAGAUUUUUCAGUAUACUGAAAUUUACUGGAUUGGACAUAAAACUGGCUGCUAAAGACUGCCAAAUAUCUUGUAAUGAUUCGUUUGGCUUCACAAAAGAAAGAAAAGUGUGCGCCAUAGGAUGUCAUUUGAUUUCAUCUAAUACAGAGAAUGAUGUGAAAAUGCUGGUAGAACCUAUCAAUGAAAAAUCAAAGAACGAACUAGUAAUAGGCGAGCCGGAUACAGACUUACUGGAAAGUGACAUGCUUAUGUCGGAUCCAAGCUUUAAAAGUCAGCUAGAGAUCGGAUUCAACAUUGACUAUAAAAUACCCGAGACACAUAUAAGGACAAUGCCUAUUGAAAGAAAAAUUUAUGCGGUCAGAGUUGUAUUGAAAGACAGUUGGUUGGAGUGUGUUUCCAAAACUUCGGGCAUCCCACGUUGGAUACUAGCGUUGGUAUUGUUCGGAGCUUUUGUAGUAGUAAUAGGGAUAAUGGUAAUGUCUCUGGUCUCAAUCAUGGAACCAAAAAAAAAUGAAGAUCUAGAAUAUGGAGUAAUACUGGAGUUAUCCGAUGAUAUGUCUGUAAGGAAGACUUUGUUUGAAACAGCAUGUGAUAGUUUGUUACCAAAGUACUCUGAAACUGAUGAUAACUUACCACCAAAAUACGCAGAUGUAGUGAAAAAUCACGAAGAAGUCUAAAUUUCACAAAUAAUUUAUAUAUUCGAUGAUAAAAGGCUUGAGUGAUUUAAAAAAAUAAUUUUGAACUCACUGUAAGUAUAGAAAGGCACGUUAUAAUAUUUUAUAAAUUUUUUAAGGCUUGAUAUAUUGGAAUGUUAAAGAAUUAUUAAUAUUAACAACGAAAUUUUUAUAUAUUAUACUGUUUUCGUUUAAAAGAAUGCAAGAAGACUUGUUUAUAAGAUUAUAUUUUUUGUGUUGAAGUCUGUGACUUGUGAUAUAUAUUUUUGAAUUUGGAUCUCAUACUAAUGCCAUGCUUUUAGACUUAAGUAAGUUUUUUAUUACCCAAAGAAUGUUUCAUAUUAGUUUUUUACUUUAUAUUUUAUACCAUACAUUUAGUUUCAAUUUUAUAGAAUUGUACAAUACAUAAAAAUAAAAUUAUUCUAUCAAAUAUUGAAACUAGAUGUUACUUCAUUGUACACGAGAAACUCUUUUUCCAAGAUUACUAUAAAUAGUCAUUAAGCAAUAUUAUAAUGUAUGUAUUUUGUGAAUAUUUCAAAUGUAUAUUUACCUUAUUGUGAUUGAAACUACUUAAAAAUUAAGCUAUCUAUUGGAUAUUGUAGAGCAAAUUGAUUUUUUGCAUUUACCUCUUUAUUUUUAAAGAAUUUCUCUUGAUAUUGCGUAACCGUGUACAAUUAAAUAUACCAAAAAUUAGUCUGUAAAGUUUAAAAUAAAAUUUUAACAAAC